This is a messenger RNA of Passer montanus (Eurasian tree sparrow), 788 nucleotides long. RefSeq names its product RAB3A, member RAS oncogene family (gene RAB3A). Gene Ontology annotation, molecular function: GTPase activity; GTP binding. Gene Ontology annotation, cellular component: synaptic vesicle membrane; synaptic vesicle; endosome. The coding region runs from base 99 to 761 and encodes 220 amino acids. NCBI's taxonomy places the organism in Eukaryota, Metazoa, Chordata, Aves, Passeriformes, Passeridae. Gene Ontology annotation, biological process: regulation of exocytosis; protein localization to plasma membrane; axonogenesis. The transcript has 5 exons. The record is from RefSeq and is a predicted model, not a curated record.
UUUGCAUAGAUAACCCCGCCCCUUCAGCCGACGUCACCCGGGCUCCGCAUCUGCUGCAGUCGCUGCGGGGAGGAGGCGGCGGCGCGAGCGCGGCAGAGAUGGCGUCCGCUACUGACUCCCGCUAUGGGCAGAAGGAAUCCUCGGACCAGAACUUCGAUUACAUGUUCAAGAUCCUGAUCAUCGGCAACAGCAGCGUGGGCAAAACCUCCUUCCUGUUCCGGUACGCCGACGACUCCUUCACGCCCGCCUUCGUCAGCACCGUGGGCAUCGACUUCAAGGUCAAGACCAUCUACCGGAACGACAAACGCAUCAAGCUGCAGAUCUGGGACACGGCCGGGCAGGAGCGGUACCGCACCAUCACCACCGCCUACUACCGCGGGGCCAUGGGCUUCAUCCUCAUGUACGACAUCACCAACGAGGAGUCCUUCAACGCCGUGCAGGACUGGUCCACCCAGAUCAAGACCUACUCGUGGGACAACGCCCAGGUCCUGCUGGUGGGGAACAAGUGUGACAUGGAGGACGAACGCGUGGUGUCCUCGGAGAAGGGACGCCAGCUCGCCGAGCACCUGGGGUUUGAGUUUUUCGAGGCCAGCGCCAAGGACAACAUCAACGUGAAGCAGACCUUCGAGCGGCUGGUGGACAUCAUCUGCGAGAAGAUGUCGGAGUCCCUGGACACGGCCGACCCCGCCGUCACCGGCGCCAAGCAGGGCCCCCAGCUCACGGACCAGCAGGCCCCCCCCCACCAGGACUGUGCCUGCUAGGGCCAGCCCCCCACCCCAAAACCCCCC